AUGUGCUCCCACCGCAAGCCUUCCCCCCCUACUGACCCGCAGGCUCAGGCUGCGGCGGCCAGGCCCAGGCCUCCGAUCCACAGCUCGAGCAACUACAGCUACCCCUCGACGCGCGACUCGUCGCCGGCUUCCAGCGAGAGGACCCCCUUUGACCUCACCUCGCCCUCGCCCGGCACUCCGCCCGCCACCCGCGCCGAUGCCGCCCACUACUCCGAGGCAGACGAGAAGCGCCUCCACGAGGCUGAUGGCCACUUCUGGGCCCACCGCCGCAUGUCGCAGCACGAGUCGAGCGCCUCGCCCAUGGCCAUGCCCACCCGCCUCCAGGGCUCCUUCACCGCCUCUUCGCAGACCGAUCGCGACCUCGAGGCCGCCUUUGCCUCGAGCUCGCUCAGCAAGGAGGCAUCGCGCCUCUCGCAGGGCAUGUCCGCCCUCGAAGUCGGCGACGACCAAGACGACGAUGGCGCCGACCGCGGCCGUAACAAGGCCGCCGCCAUCCCUGCAUCCGAGGUCGAUCCGAACCCGGACCUGGCCGUUUCGGGCGACGGCUCCCACGUGCCCCCUCCCAACGUAGCCCACGGCUUCGUCUCGGGCGCUGCGGCCGACAGGCAGCCCGCCCUCUCGGCCACCACCGGUGCCAGCGCAACGGCGGCCAGCCACUUUGCCGCAUCGCCCGCCGAGGCCGCCGCCGCCGUUGCUGGUCUGGGCGCCGCCAACCACGAAUCGGCCCACGCGCCGCAGCAGGUGGGCCUCGACGGUGCCGCCGGACCCAACGUCGCCAUCCACGCCGAGCUGUCUGGCGAGCUCAAGGCGCUUUACGGCAGCCUGCAAAAGUGCCUCGACCUGCGCGACAAGUACAUGGGCGUCAGCCUGCAGAGCAAGAUGGAGGACAACCCCAAAAACUGGGACGCCGAGCACUGCGCCCGCGUGGCACGGGUUGCGGGCAACGACGCCGCAGCCGACGCCGCCGCGCCGAGCGCCAGCGUCGCCGAGGGCUCGAUCAAGGUCGACGGCAGCGCGUUUGACGAGGCCACCGGGCAGCCCAAGCCGUGGCGCAUCUACCCGGCCCCGCCGCGGCCGCACUGGGAGCUCUUCAACCCGCCGCCGGCGUCGUCGUUUGUCGUGCGCCCGACCUGCUCGAGAGCACGGGUGCACGUCGUCAAGGGCGACAAGUUUGUGUGGCAGAUGGACGAGGCCGGCGUCAUCCAGGUCUACCGCGGCGAGGCGCCCUCGGCUGCCGGCGCUGCCGACCGGGCCGAUGGCGCGCCGACCAAGAUGGCCGAUGCGGUCGCCGCUGCCGCCGCCGCCACCUCGUCCGGUGGCGACCCGAGCUCGUCGGCCCAAGCACCGGCCUCGACCUCGACCUCGUCGCCGUCGCCUGUAUUCAAGAUCCCGACGAUCCGCGAGUACUUCCGCGACCUCGACUUUCUGCUCAACGUCAUCUCCGACGGGCCCGUCAAGAGCUUUGCCUGGCGCCGGCUCAAGUACCUCGAGAGCAAGUGGAACCUCUACUUUCUGCUCAACGAGUACCGCGAGCUGGCCGACAUGAAGCGCGUGCCGCACCGCGACUUUUACAACGUGCGAAAGGUCGACACUCACAUCCACCACAGCGCGUCGAUGAACCAGAAGCACCUGCUGCGCUUCAUCAAGGCCAAGAUCAAGCGCCACCCGGACGACGUCGUCAUCCACCGCGACGGCAAGGACCUCACGCUGCAGCAGGUGUUUGAGUCGCUCAACCUCACCGCCUACGACCUCAGCAUCGACACGCUCGACAUGCACGCCCACCAGGACGCCUUCCACCGCUUUGACAAGUUUAACCUCAAGUACAACCCGAUGGGCGAGUCGCGCCUGCGUGAAAUCUUCCUCAAGACCGACAACCUCAUCAAAGGGCGCUACCUGGCCGAGAUCACAAAGGAGCUGAUGGCGGACCUGGAGCAGAGCAAGUACCAGAUGGCCGAGUACCGCAUCUCGAUCUACGGCCGCACGCGCGGCGAGUGGGACAAGCUGGCUAGCUGGGUCGUCGACCACGGCCUCUUCAGCCCCAACGUGCGCUGGCUGAUCCAGGUGCCGCGCCUCUACGACGUCUACAAGGCCAACGGCACCGUCGACAACUUCGAGCAGAUUAUCCGCAACGUGUUUGAGCCGCUGUUUGAGGUGACCCAGGACCCCACCAGCCACCCCAAGCUCCACGUCUUCCUGCAGCGCGUCAUUGGCUUUGACCUGGUCGAUGACGAGAGCAAGCCCGAGCGCCGCGUCCACCGCAAGUUCCCCGUGCCCAAGCUCUGGGACUUUAAGCACAGCCCGCCGUACAACUACUGGCUGUACUACAUGUUUGCCAACAUCUCGAGCCUCAAUCAGUGGCGGCGCAUGCGCGGCUUCAACACGUUUGUGCUGCGGCCCCACGCGGGCGAGGCGGGCGACACCGACCACCUGGCGGCCGCCUUCCUGACGUCGCAGUCGAUCUCGCACGGCAUCCUGCUGCGCAAGGUGCCGGCGCUCCAGUACCUCUACUACCUCAAGCAAAUCGGCCUGGCCAUGUCGCCGCUGAGCAACAACGCCCUGUUCCUGUCGUACGAGCGUAACCCGUUCCCCAACUUCCUCAAGAUGGGCAUGAAUGUCUCGAUUUCGACCGACGAUCCGCUCCAGUUCCACCUUUCCAAGGAGCCGCUGCUGGAAGAGUACAGCGUCGCGACGCAGAUCUACAAGCUGACGCCGGCCGACAUGUGCGAGCUGGCGCGCCACAGCGUGCUCCAGUCUGGAUGGGAGAUGGAGAUCAAGCGGCACUGGCUCGGCCCCAACUUCCAAGAGGCCGGGCCGAGGGGAAACGUCGUCGCCAAGUCAAAUGUGCCCGACAUCCGACUGCGCUUCCGCGAGGAGACGCUGCGCGAGGAGCUCGAACUCAUCUGGCAGCAGACCAAACCCUCGGCCCCGCUCUAG
Molecule: messenger RNA, 2934 nt
Organism: Pseudozyma flocculosa PF-1
Lineage: Eukaryota; Fungi; Basidiomycota; Ustilaginomycetes; Ustilaginales; Ustilaginaceae
Exons: 8
Coding region: 1-2934 (977 amino acids)
Biological process (GO): AMP metabolic process; IMP salvage
Cellular component (GO): cytosol
Molecular function (GO): AMP deaminase activity
Source: RefSeq, a predicted model, not a curated record